Molecule: messenger RNA, 1548 nt
Organism: Echinops telfairi (small Madagascar hedgehog)
Lineage: Eukaryota; Metazoa; Chordata; Mammalia; Afrosoricida; Tenrecidae
Gene: SPMAP2
Product: theg spermatid protein
Exons: 11
Coding region: 1-1548 (515 amino acids)
Biological process (GO): spermatogenesis
Source: RefSeq, a predicted model, not a curated record
AUGGAGGAUCGCAGGCAGAGUCUGACGCACAGUGACCACGGUGGUGAGGUAGCGCUCGAGGCUGACCAGGCCCAGGACCAUGGCGUGCUGGAUGCUGAGGGCCCGGGGUGGGAGCCCCAGUCCUUGGACCACUUCCAGCCGGAGCUGGAGGACCCCGAGGAAGAGCUUUCCCCGGAGGAAGUCAUCCGAGAGGAGAGCCCGGAGGCCCCGAGUUGGCAGGAGGACCUUUCUAUGCUGGAGGAGGUCCCAGAAAAGCUUGUGGAGGAGGACAUUCCUGAAGUGAGCCAGCUGUCCAUCAGCCAAGGGUGGCCGGAGUCCAGAGGGAGGAAGAAGCGGAGGAGGAUCUCCGAGCUGGCGAGGGCCAAGACCUGCUGGCAAGCCAUGAAAGACAGGGUGGGCUGCUGCCAGGGCUUUACCUGGAUCUCCCCCCGCAAAGCCAUCUUACACUUCUCCCUCUACUGGCCGUCCGUCUACUGGACAGAGCGCUUCCUGGAGGACACCACCCUGUCCAUCACCGUGCCCACGGUGUCCCCCCGAGUGGAGGAGCUGGCUCGACCAAGAAGGUUCUACUUAGAGUAUUAUAACAACAACAGGACCACUCCCAUCUGGCCCAUCUCUCGGUCCUCCCUGGACUACCAAGCAACUAGUCGACUGAAGGAACUGGCCACUCCUAAGAUCCGGAAUAACAUUUGGAGCGUAAAUAUGUCUGAGGUGUCCCAGGUGUCUAAAGCAGCCCAGAUGGCCAUCCCGAGCCCACGGAUCCUCCAGCUAGCUGAGCCCAGGUCCCCAGCCACCCUGUUGGAAGAAUGGGACCCCAUGCCGAAAAGCAAGCCGCACACAUCCGACUACAACCGGCUCCUUCACUUGGCCAUGCCCAAGGUGGUUUCGGAAAAGUGCAUCCCGGACCGAGACCCUCGCUGGGAGGUGCAGGACAUCACCAAGAAGGCGGUGGCCAGUCCGCGGACCCUCACCUUGGCCCAACCCAAGGUGCGCAAGGACUUCAACGAGGGCUACGACCGGCGUCUCCUCGGAUCUCCGAGCUGGCCACCCCCAAGAGCAUCACUAGAAAAUUGUGAUCUUGGCUCUAUUUCCCUACCGGCCCCAAGGCGGGCCAGGGGCGGCUACUACUCCAUGGCCUUUACCAAGGACACCUGGCCCUUCCUGGGUACCGGCCUGGAGGGGGAAGCGGGAGUGCCGGGGUCGCGCUGCGGGAGGACCCUGCGCCCCCGGAGUCCCAGGGGACCGCAGCGCUCGGCCUGCUCGGUGCGGAGCUUCGCGGAGCCGCCCUCCCGACGAGGCCCCGGGCGGGACCCGAACCUCGCGCCGCGCGCCGCCAAGCGCAAGCCCAGCGCCUGCCCCCGGGAAGUUACUUCUGAGCCUCUGGUCCCGCGCCCUGGGCGGAGGCCCCGGGCCCGUGCCCCACCGGGGCUUGGGCUGUGCCGCCUGCCUGGCACCCUCCCGAGGACCGAAGGCGUGCAGGGCAGACUGCCCGGGAUAACGAAAGACCACAGCGAGAAAGUUUGGGUUCCAGAGCUUUUCGGGUUUUGA